Hyaena hyaena (striped hyena) is the source of this 537-nucleotide messenger RNA. Its product is annotated as endogenous retrovirus group 3 member 1 Env polyprotein-like. The record is from RefSeq and is a predicted model, not a curated record. Lineage: Eukaryota; Metazoa; Chordata; Mammalia; Carnivora; Hyaenidae. The transcript has a single exon. The annotation marks the transcript as partial.
AUGGCCUCCCAAACGAAUACAUGGGCCAAGGAUGGGUCUUGGGGCUACCACACCCCCAUUUAUAUGCUAAACCGCAUAAUUAGGCUACAAGCAGUUGUAGAAAUUAUAACCAAUGAAACUGCUAGGGCUCUUAAUUUACUUGCUAAGCAGCAAACCAAAAUGCGCAAUGCAAUCUACCAAAAUCGCCUGGCCUUAGAUUACCUGCUUGCUUCUGAGGGUGGUGUUUGUGGAAAAUUCAACUUGAGCAACUGCUGCCUACAGAUAGAUGAUGAAGGAAAAGUCAUAGAGGAGAUCACAGAUCGAAUGAGAAAAGUUGCUCAUGUCCCAGUCCAAACCUGGAAUUGUUGGAACCCCAGAGAGUUAUUUGGAGGAUAGUUUUCAUCUUUCGGAGGAUUCAAAACCCUCAUAGGUAUUGUCCUCCUAAUUCUGGGAGGAUGUUUGAUCGUACCCUGCUUGGCUCCCUUGAUUAUACGAUCGGUCUCCAGUCUCAUUGAGACUAUAGUUGAGAGAAAAACAGCUGCUCAUGUAAUGAUGUUA